CCUUCUUUAUAUCGUGUUGUAUUCACUGUAUAUGAUGGGCACGUACGAGCCACUACGAGGUCCACCGCGCCCACGUCCAAGGCGGCGGUCCUGCAGCUCAGCCACUCAUCUUAAUUACUCACCCGAGCAGUUAGAAGAUUAGUUCCUUUAACUGUUUUUCUUUUAUGUGGAUGGACCAAACUGCCCGUUUCAAUCUGAUUUAGACAAUUAGUAGUAACUAAGGUUUUUUCUUUUCUUUUGCUGGUGAAUUAGUAAGUAAGAUUGAGUGUGUUUUCUUGGAAGAGCGAUCCCAUCCCAAAGGAUCAAGGAGGCAUAGAAAGUGAAGCAAGAAAAUGGAACCAAUCAAGUGUGAGAGAGAUGAGGAAAUCCCAGUCCGACUCAGUAUGGAGGAGAAAGAGAGUUUAGAUGAGAUCAUGAAGCAAGCGGAGUUCUCUUUGGAGUCUAGGGAACUUAUUAAUCAAUCCCUUGCACUGGUUGGCAAAAAUGAAAACCUUGACAGCUCCGCGGCCGCCACAAAAUUAUGUGUUGUGGUAAUAGGUACUUUGGAGAAUCAAACAAUAAAGGGAAGCCUAAGUGUUAUGGAUUCCCACUAUUAUGAAGGCCACAUUUCCGGCAAGCUCACCAACCCUUUUCAGACAUCUGGUUAUUUCAUCAUGUCAUCUAAUAAGUCUGAUAAAGGUGUGAAGGCUGCUGUUGUGUAUUCUGGCAAAAACAGAUCUAAUGUUGAAUGUGGAUGGCUCCUUGCUUUUGCCUACACCAAGGCUACCGGAAGGAGGAUAUAUGCUGAAUGUGGCCUUAAAGAUAAAUUCAUCAACAUCGACUGGACAGACCUUGUAAAGAAAUUGAAUGAAGCAGGGCUAUCUACUAUGGCAAUUGAUGGAGAAACUGGAACAUCACUCUACGGUCGCAUUGUCGGCUCUGCUACUACUACUGCUAACACAUAUGUUAUUAAAGCAUCCUACACGGAUUAGACUGCUUUGAUAAAAAAAUUGUAACAACUCUCGCGAAUAAUUUUAGUUGUAAUAAUAAGGCAACUAUGUUGCGUGUAGUAGCAAUCCUACGUGACAUGCUACCGACUAAUUUCAAUUUUAAGGCUUGUGUUCAAGACUUGCUCCUCAAAUUAUAGAAACAAUAUUCAACAGAUAAUUAUAUAUUUUGUAAUCUGCUCUAUGUUUUAAUGAUAGGUACUGUUGA
Messenger RNA from Triticum dicoccoides, 1194 nucleotides. RefSeq names its product jasmonate-induced protein homolog. Bases 333 to 971 code for a protein of 212 amino acids. NCBI's taxonomy places the organism in Eukaryota, Viridiplantae, Streptophyta, Magnoliopsida, Poales, Poaceae. The transcript is spliced from 3 exons. The record is from RefSeq and is a predicted model, not a curated record.